CACCCAGAUUUGGAUCUGGACCACAGAACACAGCACUUGCCAUGCAACCUCAAACGAGUGUACUCUCGAACGGUGAGACGCAGGUGACUCAGGGGUCAUCCAGUACCUCUUUUGAAACCAAACCCAUGCCAUUCAUCCACCGAUUCAUCACCAACUGGUUGAUCACGGACCCUAGCUUGAGCGAGAAGUAUCACCACGAUGUCCCUUCACAAGCCAAAAAGAAUUACCAGAUUCAGCCACACGAAGAAAUGAAAUUCAUCUAUUUCUUUGGGGGACGAUGGAGAAGUCUUAAACAGAAACCUAUCAACUUGGUAACUGGAGUUCUAGCCAUUAUACCAGCCGUCAUUUUUUGGAUAUUCGAGAGCUCAUGGGUGUGGCACCAAAUAAGCCCAUCACUAGUCAUUAUCUUCACCUAUUUUUGGGUGCUCUCGUUUACCCUAUUUGUUCGGUCGUCUGUGUCGGACCCGGGAGUAUUACCUAGAAACAUUCACAUCCCAGUUUCAUUCAAACAGUCUAAGGUGGAUCAUGCCCCAGACGAGUACUUCAACACCAUUGCUCUUCCUUAUUAUAAAAGUGAAUAUGAUGGGGUUACAGUAAAGUACUGUACAACAUGCCACAUUUGGAGACCUCCUCGUACAAGUCAUUGUGGAGUCUGCAACUCAUGUUGUUCCAACCAUGAUCAUCACUGCAUAUUUUUGAACAACUGUGUAGGCUAUCGGAACUACAAAUACUUCCUUUGGUUCCUAUUAACUGCGGUAUUAUCUUCAUUUUUCAUCAUAAUCUUGCCAUUUAUUCAUUUGUUCCACUACAAGCUAGUUGCAUCGUCGGAAAUUCAUUCUAUUCAUCAGUCAAUUCGAGAAAACCCUAUGAGUUUGUUCUUGAUCAUCUACGGAUUUUUGUGUGGAGCAUACCCUUUCUUGUUGUUGUGUUUCCAUCUAUUCUUAACAGCGUGCAAUAUCACCACCAGGGAGUAUCUUAAUUACGUUCACGGAUCCAAUGGCCAAGCAACUUCUAAGCAUAAACAAGGAUCGGACGGGUUUAUCAACGUUUUUGACACCAGAUCCGCCUGGAAAAAUUUGUACAUCAACUGGUUGGGAAGGCCUACCAGGCUAGCUGCUGUGAAGCUUUCCGAAGAUUUCCAACAGGGAGAUUUACGAUUCAAAAAGGUCUAUCCAUUAGAAACAUUUGAAGUUUAAUUAUGAACCACAUAAUAUGCGCAGGCGCAUAUUCCAAUUCUUAGAUCACUAGCAUCAGACAGAACGGUAUGUUACGUAGUCGUAAAACAAUAUAUACAAAUAUAUACAAGCAUG
Messenger RNA from Suhomyces tanzawaensis NRRL Y-17324, 1310 nucleotides. RefSeq names its product palmitoyltransferase. Gene Ontology annotation, biological process: protein targeting to membrane; peptidyl-L-cysteine S-palmitoylation. The transcript has a single exon. Gene Ontology annotation, molecular function: protein-cysteine S-palmitoyltransferase activity. Bases 42 to 1196 code for a protein of 384 amino acids. Gene Ontology annotation, cellular component: Golgi apparatus; endoplasmic reticulum. The record is from RefSeq and is a predicted model, not a curated record. Lineage: Eukaryota; Fungi; Ascomycota; Pichiomycetes; Serinales; Debaryomycetaceae.